AUGGAAUAUCAUCCGUCAGUGGAGCAUUGGUCGUUCUCAUUCAAUUAUGAGGCGAAAUGUCGUUUCUGCAUGAGCGAACCUUUUAUAACCCAUGAGCACAAAAGACAUUUACAGCACUUGGCUGAAAUUAAUGUCGAAUAUUUGGCAACAGUGGCGAAGCGACUCUUGGGGAAUUUGAAGGAGGCAAACGGCCGCUCGGUGGAUAGCCUGCAAAAGGAGACGUCUAUGGAAUUAAAGAAGGCGUUAGACAUAACCUCCCGAACAACUACAACACCCACUACUACCGCUACCAAUACAGACGUCGCUUUCCGAAAUACGUCUUCAAGAGGCCGUCGCCUCUUUGUACCUCAACAACUCUCGCCGGGUACGCUUGACUUGGUCACACGGCUAAGUAUUAAUGACAACAAGUCGGACGAUGAACGCACGUUUUGGCUCACCCCGCCCAGUAAUAGUAUAUCUGAAGAGCUCUCAUGGUUAGCGAAACUUCCUGUUGGUUGCAGGUUGACAACAGACUAUUCAAACUACAUGCCAACUGGGAUACCGGCAUAUGUGCUGAAAAAACUGAAAAAGUUUAAUUUUGUCGAACAAUUUGAAAUCUGUAGAUUUUUCCACCCAUUCGGUUUAUUGGAUUGGAAGGACUUUGACCCAGAUGUACUCCGAGCUUGUGCUGGAAAUGAGCUGUAUGAUGUUUUAAAACAUAUGUAUAUUGAGAGAGGCUAUGGCACUGAGCUCGACUCGUAUGCAAUACCAAGACGAGGAUUUAGUCGUGUAUGGACAUUAAUGGAAGGAGGUGUUAAUGUUGACCAGGGUAUAGUUUUCCUCGCAAAAUUAACAUUAUCAAACAGUCGAUAUUUAAUUAGUUUGGAUCCGAUAAAGGUUGGACGAUCCAAGAGAUUUUAUAGAAAGUUCGGAUCCGAACGAUUUCUACUUGUUCGGCUGUCGGAGAGCAUUAGCGGUAUCUCUGUAAAAGUCUUAGAGAAGCUAAAGAGGCAGUUAUUGCGCCCUAUAGAUUUGUUGGGGCGAAAGUAUGAAAUGUUUUAUGGAAAAGAUGGAACGUUUUAUUACUUUGCAACUAGUGGACCGGGCUUGGAGCGCAAGCCUCUGUGGGACAUUAUAAACUGGCACAUACCAGUUUCGUACCAAGACAUAAAUAUGACAUUUAACAAAUUUUUUAGUAGAAUUUCGUUGGGCCUCUCCAACACAAGGUCAACCAUCGUAUUCAAACCGGACGAAAUACGGCUCGUAGAUGACCAAUAUGCAAUAGGAAGGAAUAACAAGAAAUUCUGCAUGACUGACGGCUGUGCGGCGAUAAGUCUCGGGGCGAUGAAAAAAAUUGCAGAUAUGCUGAAUGAAACGGUGACACCAUGUGCUAUGCAAGGGCGCAUAGGAGGAGCAAAAGGGCUAUGGUAUAUAGAUCCCAUGAUGGAUAGCAGCGGAAACUGGAUUCAGAUAAGAAAAAGUCAGUUAAAAUAUUGGAUAUAUGGUAAAGACGAGAAAUUACUCAAAGAAAGAGCAGACGAUGAGCUUUUGAGAACCUUGGAUGUUUGUAAAGUUUUUCAAGCACCAAGGAUUCCCGGUUCGUUAAACAGUCAAUUCAUACCUGUCCUGGCUUACGGAGGGGUUAAUGUAAACGUUUUUACAGAAAUUCUUAAAGAGAACAUUGAGAAAUUGAAAUCCGCUGUGAUUAACUGCAACGAUCCGAUAAAAUUAAUCAAAUGGUUAGAGGAUACGGGUAAUUUGAUGAAAAUGAGGUUGGAUGAAUCCAAUUAUGGUCCGUCAUGUGGAACAAUUGCCGAUACCUCUUCAGACUAUAUGUCGGAUGACAUUCCCACGAUAUCAGCCAUGCCAAUGAAUAACGGUGAAAUAGCAAUAGACAUGCUAGCUGCUGGUUUUACUCCCAAAGAGUGUCCAUUUCUUGCUCGGAAGAUAACCCAAUUUCUCAAAAACGCCGUGAAGACAAUGACACGGAAAUUCCGUAUAAUAGUCCCGUUAUCACGUGUAGUUUGCUGUAUUGCUGAUCCAACCAAUACACUUGGACCAGAGGAAGUAUUUCUCCAGUUGGAUGGGAAUGCGGGGAGAGAUGAAAAAAGUGGAUGUCCAUUUGGUGUCAUAGAAGCUGAUAUGUUAUUAGCAAGAAAUCCCGCUUAUCUUCCUUCUGAUGCGUGGAAGGUGAGAGCCGUCAGAAAAGCAGAGUUGUUGGGUUAUCGCAACGUGGUGGUAUUUCCGACACGAUUAGGACCUACGGACGAAGGAUCAAUUGCGAAUAGGUUGAGUGGCGGGGACUAUGAUGGAGAUACCAUAUUUUGUUGCUGGGAUCCUAGAAUAGUAAAUGAUUUCCACAACACCCAAGUACAUCAAAUUAGACCCGAGGUGGAGGAGGCGUUUUGCAAGAACGACAAGAAAGUAGUGGACAUUCUAAAAGACAUUAGAGAUACCAAAUCUGCCGAACGUAUUAUUCAACAAAAAAUUGUUGAUACAUUAUUUGAAGACAUAACGAACCAACUGGGCCUGUAUUCAUUUUAUCACCAAAUAUGGUCAGCCAAAUUUGGCAUAGACCACGAAAAAUCUAUAUACUUCGGUCAGAUGUGCGCUAAACUCGUCGAUGCGACGAAACAAGGACUUAAAUUGAAGGAAGGCAAAACCCAAGCCGAUGGUCGAGAAGUCAGCAAGCUCGAUUGGCCACAGUGGUUUGUGGACCAGCGUGAAAAAAAAAGAGGAUACAAUAGUCUCGACUUGUUGGACAACCCGGAUGCAUCUUCUAUAAGACGAUCGGGAUCGCAGUCUCCGCUAGAUAUUGUAAAUGAAUAUAUGAAAAAAGAACUGAGUAUAUUCAAUUCGAACAAUUUUACUAUAAUAUCCCAUACUACGAACGAUCAGGACCAGCAUAUAGGACGGUUUUGGCAGAAGGAAAUAGAACGAGCGGGAAUGAUGAAGAAGUUGGGCGAUAGUAAUUAUCUAGAAGAUUUACAGUUAAUCCGUAAAUCGAUGGACAAUUUGGUAAACGAGUUCAAUAGAACGUAUCGAGACGCGAUGGAUGAAGAAAAGGAACGGGAAAACAUAAUACGCCAAAAGUCUCACAGAAAACGCGCCGUAAUGUCUCCGUGUUCUCCCUUCCCUGACAACAAAAUGGCAGACAUCGAUGAACUUUUCUUGUAUAAAUUCCGCACGACCCCAACACCCUCGAUGUAUAAAAACCUUCACCUAAGAUGUACAGAGCGAAGAUCGGUAUAUAAUGCAGCAUUAGACCUAGAAAUGAAAUUGAAAGCAUGCGCAUUAUAUUUAGCGAGUUUUAGAAAAAAAGACGAUGGGAAAUGUUGUUGGGCGCUUGCAUUUAGAGAGCUCUGCAAUAUCAAAGCUUCUAUGGUUGAGGCUGAUGAGAGCAUUGGAUAUCCGAAAAUGACCGGUGGUGCGAGAGCUGUAAUGGGAAGUGUAUGGAAGACCAUGAAGGUGGAUAGGCGAUGGUUAAUUAGAAGUGGGAAUUGA
Paraglomus brasilianum is the source of this 3483-nucleotide messenger RNA. Lineage: Eukaryota; Fungi; Glomeromycota; Glomeromycetes; Paraglomerales; Paraglomeraceae. The record is from the annotation of a GenBank genome assembly.